Pseudomassariella vexata is the source of this 2851-nucleotide messenger RNA. Its product is annotated as actin-like protein, ARP8 class. Gene Ontology annotation, biological process: double-strand break repair; regulation of DNA-templated transcription. Lineage: Eukaryota; Fungi; Ascomycota; Sordariomycetes; Amphisphaeriales; Pseudomassariaceae. The transcript has 2 exons. Gene Ontology annotation, cellular component: Ino80 complex. The record is from RefSeq and is a predicted model, not a curated record. Bases 265 to 2487 code for a protein of 740 amino acids.
CCGACUUCUACACUAAACGAAUCCGGCACUAGCUUGGCUAUAAGUGUGGAGAGGCUCUUGUCCGGCGCGGCUGCUUGAUCCACUUGAUCCACUUGAUCCACUUGCGCAGGCCUGGGGAUUCUGAAGCAUGAAGCCAAAGUUAUUUGCGGAGGGUUUUUGGGAGUUGGCAAUUUUGAUGACGCUUGGGAUGCUCUGCUUCAACCAACACAACCAAUGUUAUAGCGCCAUUCUUGCAUAGCACAUCGCCAAACUAAGGGGACAACCAUGGUCGGCAAAGUAAGCGAGCGCGUCCUCCUUCGGGAAGGACUAGAACGAACCGACAAUGGCAUGAAGCAAACUAGCUGGCCCGAUGUCGCUGCUAUAAACCAAAAGAACUACUACACCGAAUAUAUGAAGCGAGAUGACCAGGUGCUCGCCCUACGAUUGCAGGCCGAGGCCGCUCGAGACCGACUUGUCCAGAAUGCCAAAGACCGCGACCGCGCACUUGCGCGCAACGGAAAUGCCGAUGUCCCACUGCCCAUACCGGAUAUCCAGCAGGAAGAUGGAGGUCCCACAGCCGCCGAUGGCCUGAUGGACCCGUCCAAGGUCAUCGUCAUCCACCCCGGCAGCCAGAAUCUGAGGAUAGGCUUUGCCAGCGAUGCGUUGCCCAAAACCAUCCCCAUGGCGCUUGCCACCAAGUUCCCCCAGACCGAGUCGGAGAUGUACGAAGCGCUACCGCGGCGCCAGUUCGAGGCAAAGACACAAGACCAGCAGUACGGCGAGGAAUGGUCCAAGAAGUACCAGAAGAUGUGUAACGACCUGAAGGUAGACAUGCGCGCCAACAAGCGCAAGGUCCUACCCAACUCCAAGGAGUUGGUCGUCAACUUCAACCGGAGGACUGAGUCGGAGGAGAUAGCAUUGCAUAAUGACCCACUGCAGAUCGAAUGGACCGACGUCAAGAGCCUCGAAGACCCAGAUUCCUUAGCAUCGUGCUUUGUCGGCCAUGGCGCAUUGCGGGUUCCUGACGACUCGAAUCCCAAGUUCAAGCUAUGGUGGCCCAUACGCCAUGGGUGGCUCAACGAAGACGAGUACUCGACAGCCGAACAUCUGCACGAUGACUUGGAGACAUUACUGGACAAAGCCAUCCGGCAAGAGCUGGGCCUGACUAAGAACAGUGCCUGGAAGAACUACAGCUGCGUCUUCGUCAUACCGGACCUCUAUGAUAAACGUUACGUCGAGCAGGUGUUGAAGUCUUGCAUGACAUGGUUCGAGUUCAGCAGGAUAUGCUUCAUUCAGGAGAGCAUGGCGGCCACGUUCGGUGCGGGCUACACUCAGGCAUGUGUGGUCGAUGUAGGUGCGCAGAAGACAUCCAUAGCCUGCGUAGAGGAUGGUCUAGUCAUCGAAGACUCGCGCAUCAACCUCAAGUACGGUGGAUACGACGUGACAGAGACCUUCAUGAAGAUGAUGCUUUACGACAACUUCCCAUACCAAGAAAUGAACCUGCGGCGGAGGUACGACUUCCUGCUAGCCGAAGAGCUAAAGAUCAAGCACUGUACCAUGUCACAGGCCGACAUAUCAGUGCAACUCUACCAGUUCCACCUCCGCGUCCCGAAUCAACCCACACACAAGUACCAGUUCAAGACCUACGACGAGGUCAUCCUGGCCCCUAUGGGGUUUUACGAACCAGCCAUCUUCGACCACAGCGCAAAGCUGCGUCGCCGUCGCAAGCUGAUGGACCGCUCAUACAACGCAUACGAGGUCGACGUGCCGGAUGACCCGGCAUCUGCCGCACAGCUUGCCAUCCUAGACCUGCUCCAGCCCUUGGUAGCCUCCAAUGCGAAUGGCUUCAGUCUCUCACAAGCCUCGGUUGCGGACCCCCUAGCCACCCCAAGCAAGGAGAAACCACAACCCUUCAACUUUCUCGGGCGCGCCGGCGAGAACGGCACACCCAUGGGCUCCAACGCAGCCUCUCCCGCACCCGAAGGGCUCUCGACUCCAGCGGCCCCUUACCUCUUUGGCGCCAACAGCACCACCACCAACGGUUCCCCCGGCCCCGGCGCCCGCAACGGUACCUCGCCCGCGCCUCCUCCACCGGGCAUGUUCGUCGACUCCUCGUCCCGCACCGCCAAGAUCCUCGCCGAGGAACGCGACGCCGUCCUCCCCGUCGCCCCCCUGGACAUUGCCAUCCUGACGGCUAUCCAGAACGCCGCCAAAGCCGAGGACAAGAAGCUCCGCGAUUACCUUGGCUCCAUCAUGGUCAUCGGCGGCGGCUCCAAAACCCCCUUCUUCACCCAGACGCUUGAGGAUAAGCUCAAGGCCCGAAGGCCCGACCUCUUUGAUCGUAUUCUGGUCUCACGGAGUGCCAGGGACAUGGAUGAGCAGGUCGUGGUUUGGAAGGGCGCCAGUGUUUUUGCGAAACUGCCUGCCAAUGAUAGCUGGAUCACCCCGCCGGAAUUUGAAAGACUGGGCGCUAGAGUGUUGCAUCAUAAAGUGCUGUGGGCUUGGUAAUGUAGUCAGCUAAGUGUAUUUGGCUACGGGGCCUUCGCUGUGUAGAGUUCAGGGCUAUGCAGAUGUCAUUGGAAGAAGUUAUCUUGAUGAGAAGGCUUGAUGAUAGGCGCUUCGUCUGGUUGAUUGGUCGUAUGGUGUUGGGGAUAAAUCCAUCAAUCAAGACUGACGGAUGGGAAAUGUUACACAUAUACGGUAUAAUAAUUACUCUAUAUCCUAUUGAUUAUGAGAUACAUCAGGGUCCGAAAUGGCAUUAGAGUUGCUGCCUACUCAACUAAACUACGACAAGAAGGUCAUGCCAGAGAUCUCUGCCGUAACUAUAAUAUUGACCUCCAUAUGGACAUCAAGACAGAGCAUUUUACCGAGG